AGGCCGUGUUAAUAGAACGCUGCACCGGCUGGCUCCCGGUCGUAGGGGCAUAUUUUCUUGAGUCGGUACCCAGCUAAGAGUUCUCAGCUCAGCUAAGAGUUCCUAGGACCCAGCCCGGCCCCGCCCGCAGAGAGGCGGACUCCGGGUGGGUGGGGCGCGGGGCUUCCCGAGGAGGGGCUUCUUUGGAAGGACACGUAGAAAGGAGUUCCCAAGGGCGAGAAGCAAGCCAAGGGCCCCGGCCGCUUCUCAAACGUUAUCUGGCCUUCUCGACCUCUAGCCCGGCAGGCCUGUUUGACUUCUCCCAUUUGUCCAGUCGUAGUGAGUGUGAGGGAGCUUCCUCCCUCCUCCAGGUUUUCAAUGUCCCGCAGGAGGCAAGAUGGCGGCUGGGCCAAAUGGGCUUGAGGAGUGGGUGGGCAGUGCCUACCUAUUUGUGGAGUCCUCGCUGGACAAGGUGGUCUUGUCGGAUGCCUACGCUCACCCGCAGCAGAAAGUGGCGGUGUAUAGGGCUCUCCGGACUGCCCUGGCAGAGAGUGGCGGGAGCCCCGACGUGCUGCAGAUGCUCAAGAUCCACCGCAGCGAUCCGCAGCUGAUCGUGCAGUUGCGUUUCAGCGGGCGCCAGGCCUGCGGCCGCUUCCUCCGCACCUACCGCGAGGGGGCGCUGCGCGCCGCGCUGCAAGGGUGCUUGGCGGCGGAGCUGACCCUGCACUCCAUGCCGCUGCAACUGGAGUUGCGCGCCGGCGCGGAGCAGCUAGAUGCCUUGCUGACCGACGAGGAGCGCUGUUUGAAUUGCAUCUUCGCCCAGAAGCCCGACCGGCUCCGGGAUGAGGAACUAACAGAGUUGGAGGAUGCGCUCAGGAAUCUGACGUGCGGCUCGGGGGGCCAAGGGGGCGACGUGGAGGGCGCUCCGGCCCCCUCGCAGUCUCUGGCACCCUCUCCGUCGGAGGAGAAGCCACCACCGCCGCCGCCGCCGUCUGGCCAGACUUUUCUGUUCCAGGGUCAGCCCGUAGUGAACCGGCCGCUGAGCCUGCAGGACCAACAGACGUUCGCGCGCUCAGUGGGCCUCAAGUGGCGCAAGGUGGGGCGCUCCUUGCAGCGCGGCUGUCGUGCAUUGAGGGACCCGGCGCUUGACUCACUGGCCUAUGAAUACGAGCGUGAAGGGCUGUAUGAGCAGGCCUUCCAGCUGCUGCGGCGCUUCGUGCAGGCCGAGGGCCGCCGCGCCACGCUGCAGCGCCUGGUGGAGGCGCUCGAGGAGAACGAGCUCACCAGCCUGGCAGAGGACUUGCUGGGCCUCACGAAUCCCCAUGGCGGCCUGGCCUAACCUGGGUACCAGAGAAAGGGGCGGUCGGCCAGUUGCCCAGCCAGGGUUUGGAGCACCUGGAUGACUGUAGGGUCCCUUCUGCUGCUACUGCUGACCUCCUGUCCACCCACGGGACUCUGAGGCCACACUUAAAACCAGAGAUGACUGCCCUCUCCAGGAGUCGGACAAGCACCCACAAUGUCUGCUGGGGUGCCACUGGGGGUUCUGUUCUAGAUACUAGGAUAGAGAGAGCAUAUGGGGGACCUGCUGCAAGAGGUCUGCCUCACCUUUUCCCACCGCAGAAGAGGGGCUUUCAGCCAGACCUUACCUCUUCAUUCAUAGAACAAUUUAUUACUAUUCAUUAAUUCAAUAUAAUUCAUUAAGGACCUGCUGUAUCCUAGGCAUCAUCCUGGGUGCUGCAAAUACUGUGGUGAACAAAACACAUGAAUCCUGCCUGUCCCCAGUUCACACUCAGUCUGGGACUCUGAAUAUUAAGAAACAGUAAUAAAAUACUACCAGUUUUUUGAUGUGAAAAAUACAAGGAGUUCUGGGAGCAACUGAGCAGGGGCCUAACCCAGGUUAGGGGUUAGGCUUCCUGGGAGAGAAAUGAGUGUGAAUGUUGUGGGCGGUGGAAUGAGAGAAGUGCAAUAUUCUGGGCAUGGUCAGCCUCAGGUGAGGUCUUGAGGAAGGUGAGAGGAAGGGAUUUAGAACAGAAGGUUUAGAGUGGCUGGAUCUAGGGGUGGGUGGAUUUGCAGAGACCCAUUGUUGAGUGGGGGAGGCAGAUAGCAUGGGGUCAGGUAAGCCAGUUUACAGAGUUUGGAUUUUAUCUGGAGGCUAGUGAGAGGCCUUUAAAGGGUUUUGGC
Balaenoptera musculus (blue whale) is the source of this 2160-nucleotide messenger RNA. RefSeq names its product TNFRSF1A associated via death domain (gene TRADD). The record is from RefSeq and is a predicted model, not a curated record. Gene Ontology annotation, cellular component: tumor necrosis factor receptor superfamily complex. Bases 377 to 1318 code for a protein of 313 amino acids. Gene Ontology annotation, biological process: positive regulation of canonical NF-kappaB signal transduction; extrinsic apoptotic signaling pathway. Lineage: Eukaryota; Metazoa; Chordata; Mammalia; Artiodactyla; Balaenopteridae. The transcript has 5 exons. Gene Ontology annotation, molecular function: transmembrane receptor protein tyrosine kinase adaptor activity.